This is a messenger RNA of Arachis duranensis, 1338 nucleotides long. RefSeq lists its product as uncharacterized. Gene Ontology annotation, molecular function: DNA helicase activity. Gene Ontology annotation, biological process: DNA repair; telomere maintenance. The record is from RefSeq and is a predicted model, not a curated record. Bases 1 to 1338 code for a protein of 445 amino acids. NCBI's taxonomy places the organism in Eukaryota, Viridiplantae, Streptophyta, Magnoliopsida, Fabales, Fabaceae. The transcript has 6 exons.
AUGAAUAAGGCAUGUUUUGCUCGCGGUUUGUUGGAUGAUGAUAGAGAAUAUAUUGAAGCAAUUGAAGAAGCAAGUAUUUGGGGUUCUGGCAAAUACCUUAGGAAUCUAUUUGGCACUCUUUUGUUUUCUAACUCAAUGAGUAGACACUGUGUUUGGGAGAAGGCAUGGAAAAUACUCUCCGAUGGACUAACAAUAUCCGACAAUGAGUUUUUAAAUCUCACUCUCAUAAAAAUUGAGACAAUUCUCAAGUGGAAUAAUCGUAGUCUAAUGGACUACCCUAACAUGCCUUUUCCUAACACUGAUUUUGGGGUGGGACAAGGAAGCCAAUUAGCCGAGUUGAUAGUGAAAUCUAAGUUGAUUAUAUGGGAUGAAGCUCCAAUGGUCAAUAAAUUUUGUGUUGAAGCUCUUAAUCGUACCAUGAGAGAUUUGCUUAAGAUUGUUAACUCCAAUAGUGAAAAUCUACCAUUUGGCGGUAAAACAAUUGUGUUGGAGGUGUUGAAGUUGACUCAAAACAUGAGAUUAAAACGAUCUAACAACAUUGAAAGAUCUUAUCAAAGCUUAAGGGAGUUUGCAUAUCGGUUAUUGAAGAUAGGAGAUGGCAAGAUCGGUGAGAUUUCUGAUGUUGUUGUAACAUCUACAUUCAAGAAAUACAUUGAGGAUCUGGAUGACGAGAAGAAUUUACAAGAUAGAGUUGUAUUGGCACCAACACUUCAGACUGUAGAUGAGAUUAAUGAAUACAUGAUGAAGAUUAAUCAAAGACAGCAUGUUUCUUACUUCAACGCUGAUAUGGCUUGCAAGUCUAAGACACAAACAGAUGUUGCUGCAGCUGUUCACACCCCUGAAUUUCUCAAUGGUAUCAAGUAUUCCGGUCUUUCAAACCGCGAAAUCAAAUUGAAGGUUGGUAUACUUAUUAUGCUUCUUAGAAACAUUGAUCAUUCUUCGGGUUUAUGCAAUGGGACAUGGUUGAUUGUUACUCAGCUUGGGAAACGAAUUAUUGAAGCUAAAGUAAUUAUUGGGAGUAAUACAGGACAGAAAGUGUUCAUACCACGUAUGAACCUAUCUCCUUCUGAUCAUAGGAUCCCUUUUAAAUUUAAUCGAAGACAGUUUUCUAUAUUGGUUUUCUAUGCUAUGACUAUAAAUAAGAGUCAAGGUCAAUCUUUAUCUAAUGUAAGCUUACUUUUAAGGAAGCUUGUUUUUAGCCAAGGUCAACUGUAUGUGACUCUUUCUCGAGUAACAACCAAACAAGGUCUCAAGAUACUAAUUACUAAUGAAGUAGGAAAAGAGUCAACUGUGACAGAUAAUGUUGUCUAUAAUGAAGUUUUUAAAAAUUUGGAUUGA